AUGCCUUUUGGUGGGCUAGCAGGUUUGAAGGAACAGGUGCUUAAGCCUGGGAAGGAGGAAGUGAAAAACACAGUGGGGGACUCUCUAGGAAAACUGCAAAGGAAAAUAGAUGGUAGUAAUGUAGAAGAAGAGGACCACAUUGAACUGACAGACGAUGGGCGUCCGGUGGCUUCAGCCCCGCGUCCUGCCCCGCUGCUGGACUGCUACUGUGGGGGUUUGCCCAAGCGCUACAUCAUCGCCAUCCUCAGCGGCCUGGGCUUCUGCAUCUCAUUUGGCAUCCGCUGCAACCUCGGUGUGGCCAUUGUGGAGAUGGUGAACAACAACACCGUCUACAUCAACGGCACUCCUGUGAUGCAGAAAGCUCAGUUUAACUGGGACCCAGAGACAGUGGGGCUGAUCCACGGCUCCUUCUUCUGGGGCUACAUCGUCACUCAGAUCCCCGGUGGUUUCAUCUCCAACAAGCUGUUUGCCAACCGGGUGUUUGGGGCUGCCAUUUUCCUGACGUCCAUUCUCAACAUGUUCAUCCCGUCAGCAGCGCGGGUGCACUACGGUUGUGUCAUGUUUGUUCGCAUCCUGCAAGGCUUAGUGGAGGGUGUCACCUACCCAGCAUGCCAUGGGAUGUGGUCCAAAUGGGCGCCACCUCUUGAACGCAGUCGACUGGCCACAACUUCAUUCUGUGGAUCCUACGCAGGAGCAGUGAUAGCCAUGCCUUUAGCGGGAGUGCUUGUUCAGUACGUCGGCUGGCCUUCAGUCUUCUAUGUCUAUGGUGUUUUUGGGAUGAUAUGGUAUAUCAUGUGGCUGCUUCUGGCAUAUGGAAGUCCUGCUGAACAUCCAACCAUCACAGAUGAGGAGAGGACGUACAUCGAGACCACCAUCGGUGAAACAAUGCGCCAACUGAGUAAGACUGAGAAAUUCAAGACACCGUGGCGUCGUUUCUUUACCUCCAUGCCUGUCUAUGCCAUCAUCGUGGCCAACUUCUGCCGCAGCUGGACCUUCUACCUGCUCCUCAUCAGCCAGCCGGCGUAUUUUGAGGAAGUCUUUGGCUUCCCCAUCAGCAAGGUGGGGAUCCUGUCUGCUGUGCCCCACUUGGUGAUGACUAUUGUAGUUCCUAUCGGAGGACAGCUGGCUGACUAUUUACGCACUAACAAUAUCAUGUCUACCACAAAUGUGAGGAAAAUCAUGAACUGUGGAGGAUUUGGUAUGGAGGCUACUCUUCUGUUGGUAGUGGGGUGUUCUCACACACGCGGAGUCGCCAUCUCCUUCCUAGUUCUUGCUGUAGGGUUCAGUGGAUUCGCCAUCUCAGGUUUUAAUGUCAAUCACUUGGAUAUUGCUCCUCGCUACGCCAGCAUCCUGAUGGGCAUUUCUAACGGGGUGGGAACACUAUCUGGCAUGGUGUGUCCUAUUAUCGUUGGAGCCCUGACUAAAAACAAGACUCGUCUGGAGUGGCAGCAUAUCUUUAUUAUUGCGUCCAUGGUGCAUUACACAGGGGUCAUUUUCUACGCUAUCUUUGCUUCGGGAGAGCUACAGGAAUGGGCCAACCCUGAGAACAUCAGUGAGGAUAAACGUGGCAUUAUUGAUGAGGACGAGCUAGCUGAAGAAUCCGAGCUCAACAUGGAGGACGCAAUUGCUCCAAAAAAGAGUUAUGGGACCACAGACAAUUCAUCUGGUGGAAAACAGGGCUUGAAAAAGAAGAGAGGUGUGACCAUGCAAGAGGAGGAGGAACAUUGUGGGAAUGGCGACUAUCAGGAUCGGUACCAGUGA
Messenger RNA from Trematomus bernacchii (emerald rockcod), 1761 nucleotides. It is a transcript of the gene slc17a8, whose product is annotated as solute carrier family 17 member 8. Gene Ontology annotation, molecular function: neurotransmitter transmembrane transporter activity; L-glutamate transmembrane transporter activity. Gene Ontology annotation, biological process: monoatomic anion transport; neurotransmitter loading into synaptic vesicle; synaptic transmission, glutamatergic. The record is from RefSeq and is a predicted model, not a curated record. Gene Ontology annotation, cellular component: excitatory synapse; synaptic vesicle membrane. The transcript is spliced from 12 exons. The coding region runs from base 1 to 1761 and encodes 586 amino acids. Lineage: Eukaryota; Metazoa; Chordata; Actinopteri; Perciformes; Nototheniidae.